Molecule: messenger RNA, 843 nt
Organism: Purpureocillium takamizusanense
Lineage: Eukaryota; Fungi; Ascomycota; Sordariomycetes; Hypocreales; Ophiocordycipitaceae
Product: Poly(A)-specific ribonuclease
Exons: 2
Coding region: 1-843 (280 amino acids)
Cellular component (GO): cytoplasm
Molecular function (GO): 3'-5'-RNA exonuclease activity; RNA binding
Source: RefSeq, a predicted model, not a curated record
AUGGGCGAAUUCAGCGUCGAAAUCAGCCGCUUGUUCCCGCGCAUCAUCGACACGAAGCUGCUGUUGCGGGAGACCGUCGACCCCAACGUGGUCGACGAAAGCCUCGAGGAGGUAUUUUUGGUUCUGCAGCGCCAAGCGUAUCCUUUCGUCGAACCUGCAGCCGACGGUUGGGGUUUUACGCAACACGGCGACAGGAAAGGGUUCGCGCACCACGCCGGCUAUGACAGCUUCAUGACCGCCGUAGUCUUUCUGAAGCUGUGCUGCAAGCGGUGUCGCGUGAUGAGGCGCGCCCUGGGCGCCAGAGACCGCGGAGUGCCCAACGCAAUGGACCCGGCCGAUAUCCUCCAAAACAAAUCGUGGCUCAGCAUCGUUGACGGCCAGCUUUCCGCCAUGGACAAGUACCUUAGUGGCGACGAGAUACGUAUCCCCGAAUUCGACGGGGAGUUCUUCCGGUCUGUGAGGAACAAGGUGCGCAUGUCCACCGCGGGCGUCCUCUUCCUCAGCACCUACCGGCCCACCAUCACCGCGCCCAAGAAGAGCAGUGCCGGAGGACGCGGAAGUCAUGACGACAACGACGACGUUUUCGCUGUGAAGACGCAUAAGUGCGAGACCAAUGACAAGCCCACCACGGACGUGGCGGCGCACCAGAUGUGGGCGGUGCUCAAGACCGACUUGAGCCGCUUCAUGUCGAGCCUCUACGACUUUGACAGGGAGUUCGAGCGUCCCGGCGCGCUGGAGAAGUUCCACGCCAUGGUGGAUGCGCUCGAUGAGGAUUUGGAGCAGACGCGAGGCAAGAUUGGAAGCUACCUCGUGGGGGCCAGGGGCAUGGGUAACAGCAAGUGA